CCUACACACCCUGGGUAAGGAUACACUUUUCCCCCACGAAAAACAGUUUUACAGCUAUAGUUAUUGGUCCUAUACGUCAACAUUAGUGUCAACUGUCAAGGGGUGACAGAUUUUGAAACCCUGGAUGCCGUUCUUUCUAUUUCAAGAUUACGCUGAGCACAAAAUCUCUGAGCACGUUCUCUAACUUGGAAUGUCAUCAACGUUGCUCUGCCGAGUGCGGAUAGGAAGCCAUUGAAAAUAGAUGAGAAGAACCUGCUACAAUGGAUACAAUGGAAACGGUGGAAUGUAUCAGGAUAGAUCCAGAUACUCUGACAAUGCUAGAGGAUGAUGUGGACAUCACUGAGGGAGUCUCCCAAAUCAAUGACGAGGUUGAGGAUCUCCGCAACAGGUAGCAGCCUAUAUCCUACUUCAUUUAUGACAUUCUGUACAGCCUACUAGAAGUGAAAUCGGAGUCUUAAUCUAAGGUACAUUUGCAAAAAACCUUAGCCCCUCGUUCGUAGAGAUCACAUUAGUGUGGAUGAAUAGUUAUGGAGAGAAUUUAAUUAUUUGAUAAAUGAUUGAAAAUGAUUGCACUGUCUGUGCAUCCCACGUUGUCGAGAUAAAUCAGAGUUCAAUUCAUAGUAAUCAUGUCUUGUUAUGAGUUCAGUAAAGUUUACUCUGUGCAAAAGGUCACAUUCCCAGUGAGACAGACAGACAGACAGACAGACAGACAGACAGACAGACAGACAGACAGACAGACAGAGGGGCAGGGGGAGAGGGAUCUUCACAUACAUAAGGCCUUUAUUUCAAGUAAUUCUUUAUUAUAAUUUCUUGAUGUGCCUCGAAAUGUGAAAAUGAACAUUUGCCCCAGUACCUCACCAUGUUAUCUGUAUUAUCACGUCUCUUCCAGUUUGCGAUUGGCGGUCCAGGAUGAGGCAGUGCGUCCCAAGAUGCAGUGCUUAAUAAUGGACCCUUCCUUCUCCAUGGUUACAGUGCAGGGCGAGGACAGCGGCAUCCAAUGGGAGACCAGCUCCAGCCGCUGCUCCACCCCCUGGGGUUCCGAAGCUGAACCCACCCCUACCGUCGCAUCGGAAUUCUGCUUUCCCAUCAACGAAAGGUCAGUUUCACCUGGAUUAGGAUCUGGAAUGGCAGGUAAAAUAACCUUUGUCAUGGAUGAGGCGAUGAUGGUGAGGAGGCCAAGGAUGAAAAUAAGUAGUGGAGGAGGAUGCAGGAGCCGGGCUGACAGACGGAGACGGAUUCCUCUGCCCACAGGUGAUGACUUAGGUGAGGUCACUGAAAGAAAUGAGGUAAUGUCUGCAACUCUGAUAUGCUCAAACUGUAAUCUAUUGAGACACAUUUUGCAUAUUUUUCCAUCCUCAGGUAAGUUGGUUGAAAAGCCAGAGCUAGUGGAGGUGUCCCUGCCCAACGUGAGGGCAAAGGGAGAUGGGGAGGAGGAGGAAACGACAGAUCCCAAAGAGGAGAAGAAGCAGAAUUUGUUCCGCCUGGUGUCAGAAGGCUCAGAGAUCCUGAACAUUGUGGUUCCUCCCAGGCUGGUGAGCAUAGACGAGGAGGAGAGCCAGGGCAUGGUGGACAACCUGUCUUACCUGGAGGAAUCCACCUUCACCAAACCCAGUAACGAAACCAUAGAUGAGGUGAGAAACACAAUUGAAUUAGAUCUGUAGACCUUACUCUGUGUAUCCAUCCAUCCAUCCAUUCAGUCAUUAAUUCAUUUAUUUGCUCAUUCGCUUCUUUGUUUAUUAAUUAACUCAUCCAUUCAUUCAGGUGUUUGAGGAGGACAACGCACCACCAGAGGAGGGUGGAGAUCAAACGGUGGAACAUACUGAGUCCUCCCAUCUCACCAGACCUGAUCAGACUGACCCUCCCGGGGCUCCUGUGGCAAAGCAGCCCAGACGAGGAGCCACCAGUGACAUGGACUACUUUGAGACAUUUACUCAGAUGGAUGAGCCUGCUCCAGGAGGCCCCACCAUAAUCGAAGAAGGACAGGAGGAUGAGGAGGCAGACUGUGGAGAGGAAAACCAGCAGGCGAGUGAGGAGCCGGAACAGCCCCAAGAUGCCGCACCUGUGACCAAAGACCUGGGAGGUUCCAACACAGGCGUUAGCGGAGAAGAAAUCUCCAGUGACCAUCUGGAUGAGGUGUUCUACGGCGGUAUGGACGAUAUGCCUUCUAAGAACUAUCUGGAAGUAGAGGAGGACGCAGUAGACAAGUCACCCAAGUCCCCCCUGAAGGAGAGUGGAUCGGCCCUCUUCGGCAGCGAGGAGACCGUCCUCACCCCCAUCUUCCUCCCCUCAGGACCCCCCAAAAUCAUCAACCCCACUCUGCUAGAAGAGCCUACGGCCAUGGCCUUCCUUUACACAGACCUGUAUGAAGAGGCGGUGGGCAGCAGGGAAGGAGUGAAGGAGGAAGACACUGAGAGUAUGACCUCUGAAAGGUCCUUCCACAGCAGACACUCAGACCGGGAGGCCAGGGGGUACCUGGAGAAGUUUGUCCUGAAGGACGAGACUCCAAUGGUAGAGCUGGAAGGGGAACCAGCAGUAGAGGAAGGCUUCAGAACUUGGGCACAGGAAUUGUACACGCUGAACAACUUUCUCUCACACCCUGACGAUGCAGUGACAAAAGGGGAGAUCCAGGAGGUUGAGCAUGACAUGACAGAUUUUUUCCGGACUAACGCCAGUUCCUCUCCAUCUGAUGAUCGGUACAUCCCAUCACUGGAUAAAGAAAAGAACCAUGCAGAACCUGUGAAGGAGGACAAACAUGUUAAGGCAGACAAUGUUUUAAAGACGGUGCAGGAAGCACCUCAGCCUCAAGCGGUUGAUGAACAGAAAACCCCAGAGGAGGAGAACAAGACUCAGGGCGUUGUCACAGAUUUAAAUGAUACGCCACUCUCUGACCCAGAGUCUUCCUCUGAGGGGGCUGGUGGAGGGAGUGUCACUGAGCCCCACACAGACCUAGACCUCUCAUUCAAACAUGAUGCUCCCACAGUGGAACUACAAACACUCCCAUCUCUGAGUGACAGUGGAACCAAUCAGGAAGCUCCAAAGCCAGUAGCCCCGCCUAGAAGGAAGCCAGCUGCACUUCCCAAGAGCUCUCUGAAACUAGCGCCACUGGCUCGAGCCCAGACCCCAGUUAAGAUCCUGGAGGAGGGAGUAGGGGAUGGAGGGAAGGAAGAGAGGGAGGAGGAGAAAGAGAAGGCUUCACCAGCUGAGACUGCUGAUGAGGGAGAGGGGGAUGGAGAGACGGGACAGAGGGAGGAGGAGAAAGAUAUGACAUCACCAGUUGACAGCUCAUCCUCAUUUUACCAAUCCCAGAUUGCACUGGUCUCAAGUAUAGCUACUGACCCAGCAAAAGAAGGAGGGAGCAAAAAGGCCUUAGAGACUGAACCAGUAAAUGCAGAGGACAAAAAGACUGAAUUGGCUGAAGGAAACACAGAACCACCUCAGGCUGAGGAGAGUGACAGCCCCAAGCCAGAGACUGACCCGGUAUUGACAGGACAGGACAGUAAAACAGAACCAGCUAAAGGAGAGGCUGAACCAGCUGAGUCAGCUAAGCCAGAGGUUGAACCAGUGAAAGGAGGGGGCAGCAGUGAGACUGCAUCAGCUACAACAGGACCUAGCCAGACCACUUCUUCCGCUCCUGCCCCAGUGACUGACCCAGCCAAAGAUAGCGGCGGAUGCAUCAUCCUUUAGCCUUAUUUAGGGGGAAAUUACUAUAUCCUUUUUAGUCUUAUUGGCUUUAUGCUGCAGCAGUUUGAAAUUGAGAGGUCAAAUUAUGAAUUGAAGAAAAAAUGACAGAACUUCACCUUUUUUUCUCAACCUGGUCUCAGAGCAUUUC
Molecule: messenger RNA, 3829 nt
Organism: Coregonus sp. 'balchen'
Lineage: Eukaryota; Metazoa; Chordata; Actinopteri; Salmoniformes; Salmonidae
Source: the annotation of a GenBank genome assembly